ACCAGCAAGGUGUCGAAGAUCUACCCGCUGCCGCACAUGUACGUGGUCAAAGACCUGGUGCCGGACAUGAGCAACUUCUACGCUCAGUACAAGUCCAUCGAGCCGUACCUGAAGAAGAAGGACGAGUCCAGACAGGGACAGCAGCAGUACCUGCAGAGCGUGGAGGACCGGCAGAAACUGGACGGUCUGUACGAGUGUAUCCUCUGUGCCUGCUGCAGCACCAGCUGUCCGAGCUACUGGUGGAACGGAGACAAGUAUCUGGGUCCAGCCGUCCUCAUGCAGGCGUACCGCUGGAUGAUCGACUCUCGUGAUGAUUACACUGAGGAGAGGCUCUCCCAGCUCCAGGACCCCUUCUCUCUGUACAGCUGCCACACCAUCAUGAACUGCACCAGAACCUGCCCGAAGGGUUUGAAUCCAGGCAAAGCCAUCGCCGAGAUCAAGAAGAUGAUGGCCACCUACAAAGAGAAGAAGACGGCGUCAGCGUGAAUCACAUCAAUCCUGCAAUAUUAUGAUGUUUCUGCCCAUCACUCCAUACAGACGCGUGUUCGUUGUUUCAGAGAGCUCUGAAGAGUUCGCGGUCUUUGACCUCUGCUGUGUAUUGAAUGAAUGCAUGCUUGUAGAACACCAUGUGCUGUCUUCACCUAUUUAAUUUCUACAGAAACCAUCGCGUGUUUGAUGGACGUUCUCCUCAAGUCUCACUAAGAGUCUUCCUCGUGCUAAAAUAAUAAUAAAGUGAUUAUAACAUCGA
Sinocyclocheilus rhinocerous is the source of this 748-nucleotide messenger RNA. Its product is annotated as succinate dehydrogenase [ubiquinone] iron-sulfur subunit, mitochondrial. Gene Ontology annotation, molecular function: iron-sulfur cluster binding; oxidoreductase activity. The transcript is spliced from 5 exons. Gene Ontology annotation, cellular component: mitochondrial membrane. The record is from RefSeq and is a predicted model, not a curated record. Gene Ontology annotation, biological process: respiratory electron transport chain; aerobic respiration; tricarboxylic acid cycle. NCBI's taxonomy places the organism in Eukaryota, Metazoa, Chordata, Actinopteri, Cypriniformes, Cyprinidae. The annotation marks the transcript as partial.